GUGUGCCCGGUUUUACGCCGUAACGGCCCCUAUAUCGGCUCACAAGUUUCCUAAUUAGGAAGUAUGUCGCCUUUUUAGUGGAAUCUCCAUCGCUCUCCAGGUGCUCGCAGCCAAUAAUGCACCAUACCGACGAAUUUUACGCCUUGAGGGACACUAAUUGCGGCUACUAUUUUUCCCUUGCGGCUGUUUUGUAAGAGCUUUUUGCCUUCCUUCGAAAGAACAUGGCUACUAUCCGAGGAAUAAUAACAUACUACUUGACGCGGUCGUAUAAUCUAGUCUUUUAUAGAUGGCUCAAGACCAGACGCAAAAAAUCCGCCAUUGGACUCGCAGAAAAGUUCGCCUCCGCGCUCAUUUCCUGAACAUGAACGAGCGUGCUCGACGGCCCAGAACAUGAACAUGGAUCAAAGUCUUCUUCAGCACCCUAUGAGUUCCCAAGAUGUGCUGCACGUCCCAAUCGACUUCCGGAUCCUAUCGGCCGAGCUUCUAAGGAGGGAGAUAUGGCUACACCGCGCUGUUAGCCUAUCUAAUUUCAUAGCAGCCGGUUAUCUGUAUCUUGUAUUGGUUGUGGCGUCCCUUCUUUUCCUGCUAGUUUCCAUCCUUUUGUCUAAUGGACUAUCCGGUCGCAAAAUCAAACCCCAUGCCUCCGUAGAAUCGUCCAAAGCCACACGUAGAUUACACACGCCGCUCAAAUAUUCCAUCACGCAAAUAAUUGUCUUUUCCGCAGCACUAGCCCUAGCAUCUGUCUCUGCGUCUCAAGAUGGAGUUUGGACGGAAUCGGCUGUUUUGGGCUACGUGCUCCUCCUUGGAGUGUUGCAGUUCGUCUGGAAAUCGAGCACUGUCAGCCUUCUGCUGAAUCGACAAACAAACUCACUGAUAGCGACGAUCACCAUUCUGGAAGCGAUCAGAUUAUUGCUACCUGUUGCGAUAAUUGGUUCUGAUAAAAGGCCAUCGGGUGUUGAAUCUGCUAAGCUCGGUUGCUUGGCAUUUACGCUCAUAGUGUCGUUCAUCACGCCCCGGGAGAUCCGAAGCAAAGAGCGCAACCCCGAGAGUUCGAUUCCGGAGGAAUUGAACGAGAAGUACUCUCCCGAGGAGACUUGCUCGUGGUAUUCUUACUACAUGUCAUACGGAUGGCUCACGUAUCUCACGGUCAGGGGUUUCUUUCGGGAUUUAUCUAUCGACGAUCUUCCUCCCCUACCAACAUAUGAUGCGCCAACGGCAUGGCUGCAACGUAUGCGCGAAGCCCGUCUCAAAGGCGGACGAACUCUGCGAACUCUUUGUCUUGCAUUUCGAAACGAUAUCAAGACAAUAAUGAUCUGGUCAGUCACAACUGCGAUGGCCGAGUAUCUUGCACCAUGUGCCAUGUACAACCUCCUAGGUUAUUUAGAGAAGCCCGGUGAGAGCACCGCAGUUGUACAUCCUUUCGUGUGGAUUGCGCUUCUCUUCAUAGGCCCCAUGGCUCGUUCUGUCUGCUACCAAAGAUCUAUAUUCAUGGGAACAAGACUGCUUGUCCGGGUUAAAGCCACCAUGAUUCUGGAGAUAUAUCAAACGAUGAUGAGGUCGCAGGUGGAGGACACUUUACAGGCACAGGCUGACCCAGACAACCAGGACCGGAGUAUAGACAAAUCUGGCGAUACUUCGACGAACGGUGUACGGGCGCAUUCGGCCAAGAUGGAGAGUCUGUUAUCUUAUGAUGCCGAUGCGAUUUCUAAUGCGACCGAUAUAUUCUACGCCUUAACAGCGAGUACGAUAUCAGCUACGAUUGCUAUGACAUUCCUAUACCAGUUAUUAGGGUGGCCAUCGCUAAUUGGUGUUGGCGUUCUGCUAUCCCUUAGCCCUCUCCCUGCCCUGUUUUCCGGACGUCAAUCGCGAUUACACAGAUACGUGAUGGAAACGACCGACUCUCGACUUUCUAAGAUUUCCGAAUAUUUACACUCGAUUCGAACCUUGAAAUUCUUCGCUUGGGAGGAUGUGGCAUCUAAGACGAUCAACGCUAUUCGCGCUACCGAACAACAGCGCAUCUGGAAACGUAACAUAACUUCCAUGCUCAUUUCCAUGACCGGCGACAUGCUCUCUCUUGUCAGCCUCUUGGCUAUGUUCACAUCACUUGUACUCUUCACAGACACGCCGCUACGAGCUCCAACAGCCUUCACAGCGCUGACCCUCACGGAAACCUUGCGCGCGCAGUUUGUAUGGCUCUCUAAGGUGGCCCAAUGGGUAGCACAGGCCCAUGAGUCGAUACAACGAGUCGACAAAUUCUUCGACUCGGCCGUGGAGAUGAAACGUCAUCCAGCUGGCCCACCUGAAUUCACAAAUGCGACUUUCCGCCUUAGUCCAUCGUCCAGCUUUCGACUUCGGGACCUCUCCAUUUCGUUUCACGAGAAGGCGCUCAAUAUUGUAACGGGACCCACUGGUAGUGGGAAGACGGCCUUGCUAUUAUCGCUGUUAGGCGAAACGAGUCUUGAAAGUGGAGCGGCCGCUUGUCCGCCAGAUGUGUCUUACGUGCCCCAAACGGCGUGGCUCCAGAAUAACACCAUCCGCCAGAAUAUUUUAUUCUAUACCCCUUACGACGAGCGUCGUUAUAAGCAAAUCCUUCAUGCUUGCGAUCUUGUCGAAGACAUAACACAAAUGCCACUAGGCGACCUGACGCAUGUUGGCGAGCAAGGAUCCAGCUUGUCAGGGGGUCAAAAACAAAGAAUAUCGCUAGCCAGAGCCUUAUACUCGCCCUCGUCGACAUUACUCCUCGACGAUAUCUUUUCAGCACUCGACGCCCACACCACUCUCAGGGUUUACGAGCGAUGUUUCCGUAGUGGAUUAUUAAGCGAUCGCACAGUUAUUCUCGUCACACAUUUCUCCACCGCUGUAGAUGAUGCCGAGGUGCUCGUCUCAUUGGCUCAGGGGGAAGUAUCGUUUACGAAGAUAAACGCCGGUCGCUCAUCCAGCUACAUUAAAUCUUCUUGGGUAACGCAUACCGAAGAAGUCGAAGCCGAUAGUAGCUCGCUUUCAACCGCAAGCCCACAAUUAGGGGUAUUUUUUACACAAGGCGAGCUUACGGACAUAUCACUCCCCGAAGAGAACCUAGAUGGAGUAGAAGUUGACGAAAAGAGGGCAUCGGGACGUGUUCCACGUAGUUUCAUUAUUCGAUACAUGCUUCUUUUCGGAGGCUAUUCGGCCGCGACCCUCACAAUUAUCAACACCAUCCUGGUGCAACUCGCUUAUUUCUCAAUCACAUUUUGGCUCUCCAUAUGGACGGGAUUAUCCGACCGCGACGACUACCCUUCCAAAGCGAUACCCUACCUGCUCGUCUACAUCGGUACGGUCACGGCGUUCAUAUCCCUCCAGUUCCUCAACAACUACAUCUACCAAAGGGGCGGGUGGAAGGCGGCAAAGACGAUGCACGAGCGACUAGUUUCCGCAAUCCUAGGAGCCCCUAUUUCCUGGUACGACAACACCCCCGUCGGCCGCAUCAUCAACCGCUUCGGCGUGGACAUCCAGUCCCUGGACAGCGCGCUAGUCGACUGGCUGCGCAUGAGUCUCGACAACGGCAUCCGGCUGGCCCUGCGUCUCGCGGGCAUCGCAUCCAUCAUGCCCAUCUUCGCGCUGCCGGCCGGCGUCUUCUGCAUGCUCGGCUUCGCGACGGGCGAGGUGUACGCGCGCGCGCAGAUAUCCAUCAAGCGCCUGUGCGCGGUGAAGAUCUCGCCCGUGUUCUCGCACUUCAGCGACACGACGGGCGGGCUCGCCGUCAUCCGCGCCCGCGCGCCCGUGGACGCCGUGUUUCAGACGCUGCUCGCCGACAAGCUCGCCGUGUACAUGCGCGCGCUGGAGGCGCAGUACAACACGAACCGCUGGGUGUCGAUCCGCUCCGACUUCUGCGCCGCCACCGUCGCCGUCUCCGCCGGCUGCAUCGCGUACUGGAAGUCCGGCGCGCCCGGGCUCGUCGGCUUCUCGCUCACGAACGCUAUUGGUCUCAGCCAGACUAUCUUAACGUUGGUAAGGAAUAUGAACGAGCUCGAGGUCGAGCUCAACUCGUUCCAGCGCGUGUCCGAGUACGCGGAUAUCGAGCCCGAGGCUAGUCCCGAGGAAGAGGAGGUGAAGGCGGGGAAGGUGCCGGCGGCUUGGCCGGCGACUGGCAUGAUGGAGUUCCGGAAUGUGACGGCGCGGUACGCGGAGGAGGGUCCGGAUAUCUUACGCGACGUGUCGUUUCGCGCGAAGCCGGGGCAGCGGGUGGCUAUUAUCGGUCGCACUGGCAGUGGGAAGAGUACUGUGACGCGUUCCAUACUACGGUCCACGCAUGUUGUUUCCGGGGGCAUCACGAUCGACGGCAUCGACGUGCGCAACAUCCCCCUGAAGCGGCUCCGAGAAAGCAUCAGCUUCGUGCCUCAGGACGCGGUGAUCUUCUCCGGGGACACCCAGUCGAAUCUCGAUCCCGAGGGCAACCUCGACGAGACCGAGCUCCAGGCCGUUCUCACGGCAUGCAACUUGGUCCAGACCCGCGAUCCAGAUAGCCGGGCACCGGGUUCGGGGCUCUCGGUACAUUCCCAAGUCGCGAGCGGCGGCACGAACUUCAGCAACGGACAAAGGCAGAUCUUGGGGCUUGCGCGGGCUAUGUGUCGACGCUCUAAGGUCGUCAUAUUGGACGAGGCGACGGCUUCCGUGGACCAUGAGACGGACGUGCGGAUGCAGGAACUCAUCCGCUCGGAGUUUGCCGGGUCUACGAUUAUUACGAUUGCCCACCGUUUACGGACUAUUAUAGAUUACGACCAGGUUAUUGUGAUGGAGGAAGGGAAGGUUCUAGAGACGGGAUCCCCCGCAGAGUUGGUUGAUAAAAAGGGUGCCUUUUGGGGAAUGUUGAAAAACAGUGGCGAGUACGAAGAAUUGAUCUCUUUUGCGAGGCAAGGAAACCGCUAAUGAUAUUGUAAAUACCUACCUAUUUCGUGCUGUGAAAAGGGGGCAUACGCGUGUUGAAUAUAUGAUGACCGUCAUCUGCGGCGAUUUUGCAGAAUAUCCCGAAAGAGCAUUCCAUAAUAAAGAAGUAAAAAAGUGAUUUUAUCGUUUUUGAGCUGGUCCGUGAGGAGAAAUUUACCGUGAGAAUCAAUCAUGUCCCCCUCCUUGCCCACCUAGUAGCUAAGUAGUUUCUGUCAAG
Molecule: messenger RNA, 5140 nt
Organism: Annulohypoxylon truncatum
Lineage: Eukaryota; Fungi; Ascomycota; Sordariomycetes; Xylariales; Hypoxylaceae
Product: abc transporter
Exons: 4
Coding region: 391-4905 (1504 amino acids)
Biological process (GO): transmembrane transport
Cellular component (GO): membrane; fungal-type vacuole
Molecular function (GO): ABC-type peptide transporter activity; ATP binding; ATP hydrolysis activity
Source: RefSeq, a predicted model, not a curated record